AUGAAGGUUGCCUUCUUCGCUCUUCCGCUCCUUGCGGCCUUCGCCUCCGCGCGUGCCGUUAACUCCAUCUCUGAAAGAAACCAAGACUGUGUAAACCGGCUCUCCGACUGCCUCCAGACCGCAGCCGCGUCUGGUGGCUCCAUCGACCAUGCCCAGUGCAAGGGCGUGGAGGAGCAAUGUGCCUCCUUCGUCCUUCCCAGGGCUGCUGCCCUUGACCCUAGAGCUCCUGAUGCCCAAGUCCUCAGGAUCGCCCAGGCCAUUGAUGGUGCCGCAGGAGGCAAGAACAGCGGCAUUGACAGCAAAGGCCUGGCUGCCAAAAUCCACAAGGACGUCACCGCCAACGGCAUCAACAUCGGUGCCAUCAUCCAGAUGAUCAUCGAUGCCCUUCAUGGCAAGCACGUGGAUAUUGGCAAGAUUAUCGGGGCCAUUUUCGAGGUUCUCCGUCAAAUCUUUGGUAGCCACGCCCAUAGCCUCAGUGUUACCGAAGGCAGCGUUAAGCCUGGUGAUGUCGCCAACGUCGUUCUCGCCUCUCUCCACACUGAAGGCAAGCCUCCCGCCGAUAUUGGAAAAAUCAUCGAGGCGAUCCUCGGUUUUUUCAAAGGCGGUAAGCUCGACAUCGCCGGUCUGAUCCAGCUCAUCAUCGACCUGCUCAAGGGCAAAUUCCCCAACGCCAAAAUCGGCCAGACCGUCCAUGGUGUCAUGCAACUUUCCGCCUCCUCUGGUGCACUCGCUGCUCGCUCUGAAGACGUCCAUGCUGCCUCCCUCUUUGACAUCCCCAAGCUCAUCGCCGCCAUCAUCCAGAUCGUCGGUGACGGCAAGCACAUCAAUGUCGGUAAGCUUAUCCAGGCAAUCGUCGCCCUCCUUGCAGAGAUUGCUGGGGGCAUUAUGAAAAUCAUCUUCCCCGGUUUCGGUGGCCUCUCUGCCCGAGACGGCGUAGUAGCAACUGCAGCCCAGGUAAACGAUGCCAAAUCCGCCUUUGGCGACCUGAUCAACGGAAUUCUCCAGCUCUUCGCAGAGGGUAAAUUCAGCAUUGGCAAGUUGAUUCAACUUAUCAUGAAGUUCCUUGCUUCUCUCCCCAAGCUUCCCAAGCCCGGCCACCACUGA
Microsporum canis CBS 113480 is the source of this 1104-nucleotide messenger RNA. RefSeq lists its product as uncharacterized. The record is from RefSeq and is a predicted model, not a curated record. Lineage: Eukaryota; Fungi; Ascomycota; Eurotiomycetes; Onygenales; Arthrodermataceae. Bases 1 to 1104 code for a protein of 367 amino acids. The transcript is spliced from 2 exons.